Molecule: messenger RNA, 2711 nt
Organism: Myodes glareolus (Bank vole)
Lineage: Eukaryota; Metazoa; Chordata; Mammalia; Rodentia; Cricetidae
Gene: Trmt6
Product: tRNA methyltransferase 6 non-catalytic subunit
Biological process (GO): tRNA methylation
Cellular component (GO): tRNA (m1A) methyltransferase complex; nucleus
Source: RefSeq, a predicted model, not a curated record
GAAAGCGGAAGCGGCGCGCAGCACGUGGGGGCGGUGCCGGCGGAAGGGUAGAUUCCUCUGGAUCGUGUGGUGCUGCUGACGGCUGGAGCCGGUUACGGAGUUUGGAAACGAUCUGACGUCCAUGGAGGCAUCAGCGGAGCAGCCAAGUCCGCAGCCCCCGCAACCCGGGGAACACUGCAUCCGUGACGGCGACUUCGUGGUGCUGAAGCGGGAAGAUGUGUUCAAAGCAGUGCAAGUCCAGCGGAGAAAGAAAGUAACUUUCGAAAAACAGUGGUUCUACCUGGAUAAUGCCAUUGGCCAUAGUUAUGGGUCAACAUUUGAAGUGGGCAAUGGAGGAUGCCUUCAGCUCAAGAAGAAGAAGGAAGAGCCUACUUCAGAGACUAAAGAAGCGGGCACUGAUAAUCGAAAUAUAGUUGAUGACGGAAAGUCCCAGAAACUUACUCAAGAUGAUAUAAAGGCUCUGAAAGACAAGGGCAUUAAAGGAGAGGAAAUAGUUCAGCAGCUAAUUGAAAAUAGUACAACAUUCCGCGACAAGACAGAAUUUGCCCAAGAUAAAUAUAUUAAAAAGAAGAAGAAAAAAUAUGAAGCCAUCGUUACUAUUUUGAAGCCAUCUACCCGUAUUCUUUCAAUUAUGUAUUAUGCAAGAGAACCUGGAAAAAUUAACCACAUGAGAUAUGAUACACUAGCCCAGAUGCUGACAUUGGGGAAUAUCCGUGCUGGCAAUAAAAUGAUUGUCAUGGAAACGUGUUCUGGCUUGGUGCUGGGUGCCAUGAUGGAGCGAAUGGGAGGUUUUGGCUCCAUUAUUCAGCUGUACCCUGGAGAUGGACCUGUUCGGGCAGCAACAGCUUGUUUUGGGUUUCCCAAAUCUUUCCUCAGUGGUCUUCAUGAAUUCCCCCUCAACAAAAUAAACAGUCUUCUAAAUGGAACAUUUUCUGCUGAGAUGUUGUCCUCGGAGCCUAAAGACAGCACUCCGGUUGAACAGAGUAACGGUGAACAUGAGGAAAAGCAGAUCUCUGAACAGGCCGAUGAGGACAGCAUAGCAGAAGCCCCAGAAAGUAACCUAGAAGAACAGAGAACAAUGGAAAUUGUCCCUCAGGACCCAGAGAAUAAGGAGCCUAAAGAAAAAGGAAAUAAAAGAGAUUAUAUUCAGGAAAAGCAAAGAAGACAGGAAGAGCAGAGGAAAAGACACUUAGAGGCUGCGGCUCUGCUGGGAGAAAGAAAUGCAGAUGGUUUGAUUGUGGCCAGUCGUUUCCACCCUACUCCACUGCUGCUGUCUUUGCUAGACUUUGUGGCCCCAUCAAGACCGUUUGUGGUCUACUGUCAGUAUAAAGAGCCUUUGUUGGAAUGCUAUACAAAACUUCGGGAGAGAGGAGGUGUCAUCAACUUGAGACUGUCUGAAACCUGGCUCAGAAAUUACCAGGUUUUGCCAGACCGGAGUCAUCCGAAGCUGCUGAUGAGCGGAGGAGGAGGAUACCUUCUGUCGGGCCUAACUGUUGUCUCGGACAGCCUUCGAGCGGACCCCAGCCUCAAGUCUUGUGCAAGCACUUUAGACUCACACGCGGCUGAGGAGCCAGCCACUAAAAAACAGAAAUGCGUGGGAUCUGGCUCUUAGAGAUUGCUGUUUGUUCCAAGGCAUUCUGCAGCUGGCAAUUACACUUUAAAUGACAUCACUAAAUGUGUUUUCCUAUCCUCAGAAUGUGUGUACACCUACCUGUUCCUGGGGUUAGUCAGCACUACAGCUCCGACAUGUGGUAAUGGGUGGGUACAGCAGUCCUGUUUCUAUAACAGACUUUGAGUACUUAAAACUAAUGUCAACAUCCUGGAAAUGUUGAUAUGUAAGACUUUGUUUAUAUUUUAAGCAAAGAUGAAUAACACAAGCUAGCUAACAUGAUGAACAGAGAAAGGAAGUUCCCUCUCAUCCAUUCUCCUCUACCUAAGCAAUAUGGAUGUGUGCGCCUAUGAGAUUUACAGUACCAAAAAAAUGUGCCCUGCAAUGGAAUAAGCUUUUUUAAAUACUAGAUUUUAUUAUUUUAAUAGUUGACAUCCUGAGGAAGAUCCAGGCAUUUCUUUUACUGCCUCUCCCCUUUUCGGUGCAUAGAAAGGUUUAGUAGGUGCUUUUUGCAGUGGUUCGUGCAUCUUCUUUGUUCUAAAAAAGUGAUUAGAACUUCUGUGAACUUCUAAACAAUUGAUUUUUCCCUCUCUAGAAAUGUGUGCCAGUGUUGGUACGUCUGUAUGUAUCAACACAGACAGAAUGUACUACCUGUAGGGGAGAGAGAAUGAAUGCAGUUUAUUUGAACUGUGGUAAAGACUUGUACAAGUCACACCAGCUCUCAGUGCGUUGGUAUCAUUCCUUGUCAAGUGUGUUUUAAGUGCCUUUUCCUGGGAUUACUCACACUGGUCUCUGAAGGUCUGUCUGCUGGAGUGAGGUGGGUGGCCUUUAUCAGCUCUGAAAAAGUCUAAAUCAAAUUACCAUUUCCAUUGUAAGAAAUAAAAAUGUCUAGAGUAACUCAAGACUCCUGCUCACUAGAACAUGCUCGUCGUGUAUAGUGCGUGCGUCAUAGACGCCUACCCAGCAAGGAGCAUCUUGGAUGAAAAGGAUUGUUUUAGUAGCAUGUGCUGUUCUAAUAAUGGCUGCUCUGAUUGCCAACUGUGGUUUUUAUUCCUUUUCCUCUAAAUAAUUGCUUUUAAAGAAUAAAAGUUUCCUACUCUGA